Molecule: messenger RNA, 747 nt
Organism: Durusdinium trenchii
Lineage: Eukaryota; Dinophyceae; Suessiales; Symbiodiniaceae
Source: the annotation of a GenBank genome assembly
AUGUGUUGGGCGUGGACGGUGGCGACGGCUGCCUGCCUAGUUGGUUCUCAGCCUGCAGGCCAUGCGCUGGCUGACCUGGAAGAGCUCGACCUGGCAGAGACCUGCGAGUCCUGCCUGGCGAAGGGUGGUGGUUGGUGCACCACAGAGCAACGCUGCGUGGAAGACGACGUGGCCUAUUGCGAGGCGGAGAGCCUCAUUGGCUUGGCAGGAUUCACGGAUGAUUGUGGCUCGGACGAAGAGGGCCAGAAGCCGCAUGUGCGACCUUGGAUCGACAAAGGCGUUCUUGUGUCCUACAUCCAUGAGAAUGGUACGUGCUGCGGCACGGGCAUCGUCCACCGGGCGUACCACGUUCUCGAAGAAUACACUGUCCUCCUUCAGGACGGCUCCAAAGAGGAAGUGAAGACAGAGCGGUGGAACAAGCGGAAGCCCGCGAAGAAGAAGGACGAGAAUUCGGAGUACCACAACAUCGAAUUCAGGUACUUCAAGCCCCAAGAGCUCACAGUGCUUUCUGGGCUUCGGCCCGGGGAUUUGGUGCAGGCCCACUUCGCUGUGAAGACCAAGGACGCUGGGGAAGAGCUGGUCAAGAGCCGGCGCACCGAGCCGGCUGUGGUGGUGAACACCACCAGGACGCAUGUCGCAGUGAACUUUACCUCGGACCACAUCGUGAGCAUUUUGCCUCGGGACUUCCUGGUGGACUUGACGAACGACACCUUGGCACCUGGUCGUGCCAGGCAUACGGAGCUGUGA